AUGAAAACAUUGCUUAAACCUCACGAUAUAUGGAUUCUUCCUCAACAUCGAUUAAAAGUUCGAAAAACAAAUCUGAUUCCAGCGAUCUGUGUCUAUAAUGGUAUUUUUGUCCCAAUUCAUGCAGGUCAUAUUUAUAUGCUGGAAGAUGCAAAACAUUAUAUUAAUAAUCUAGGAACACAUGAAUUAUUAGCUGCAUAUGUGUCUCCUUCUCAUUCUGGAUAUGUUGCAAAGAAAUUAAAUCCAGAAGAAUUAAUUGGAACUGGACAUCGUCUAUCAAUGAUCUAUCUUGCUAUUGAAAAUCUUGAUUGGGUGAUGGUAGAUUUAUUUGAAAUCUUCCAGCCAUACGAUACUUCAUUAAGCAUUCUAAUGGAAGCUUUUCUUUCACGUGUUCACUCGCAACUUCCUGAUGGCGAACGAAUUGAUAUAUUUUGGUUACAAGGAGAAAAUGCACUGUUUCACAAUAAGUCACUGGAUAAUCCGAUUCAAUUGGGAUUUCAUACAAUAUACAUUCUAAAUCGAGGAUCGUAUGAGAAUGUAAUCAAUUCAAACAAUCAAUUGAAAUCUAUUCAAGAUUGUCAUGAAAACUGUUGCCGAGAAAUACGAGACUCAUCUUCUUUUCCAGAAAAAUUUCAUCUAAUUGAAGCAACACAUAUGAAUAUUUCUUCCAGUACUAUUCGGACCUGUGCACAAAAUUCUUCUAUAACGUGUAAACAACUCCGAUCAUGUAUCCAACUUGAUAAUAUCACGACAUACAUCAUAGAACAUCAACUGUGGAACACACGUUUAGAUACAUGGUCUACUACGAUGUCAGCUCUUCCUAUCUUCCCCAAUACAAUAACUGAUCUAACAUCUGAAAUUCUUUCAUACAUGCUUACUGCAUAUUCGAGCUCAGCAGUAAAAGUAAACUCCUUCAUGUAUGAACAGAUUGGCCUUGGAAAAGGUUGGAAUGCAUCUGUGUAUCGUCUUUAUGAUAUCCAAUAUUCGUCUGAUAGUAUGGAUUGUCUGCCAUCAUCUAUGGUGUUAAAACUAUCAACUGGCAUUUGGCUACAGCGUGUUGCUUCGAUCGAACCAGAAUUUUAUUUAAAACUUGGACCACGCAUCUCUAAUAUCGAAAUUCCUAAAUGUUACUAUGCUACUCGUCAUCCUUACUCUCCAAACGAGAGUUUACUGCUUCUUGAAGAUCUUUCUGUGAAUUAUGAUUCAUUAGGUCCACAAGAAUCACUAGAAGAUUCAACACUGUUUCUUUUAAUUGCUUCAAUCGCAUGUUUACAUGCAGAGUUUUUCAAUCAUCCACUCUUACAGCAAGAGAUGUUCUCAUGGUUGCCUCCAUUCAAUUCAACAGUUACACAUUAUCAAUAGGAAUUUUCUAAAAAUUUUCAAUUAACAAUACAAACACCUCCAUUGUAA
This is a messenger RNA of Rotaria sordida, 1407 nucleotides long. Lineage: Eukaryota; Metazoa; Rotifera; Eurotatoria; Philodinida; Philodinidae. The record is from the annotation of a GenBank genome assembly.